UGUUCGGUAUGAUGCAGUGGCCAGCCAAUCACAGCACAGGAGACAGGUAGAAAUAAGAGCCUGGGAAAAGUUUUUAGUCAGUCUUCAGGUGUCGUUGGGAGAGGACGCGUCGUGUGACCAACAGAAACAUUGGCAGCAGUCGGUGAAAUGGCAGAGGAAAAACCAACUGUGAGGGCGAAGAUGCCCAUGUCCGUGGCUGGGGAUGUUGAUGCCCUGAGGAAGGCGAUGAAGGGCGUGGGGACGGAUGAAGCGACAAUUAUAAACAUCCUUACCUCCUGCACCAACGACCAGAGGAAAGGGCUUCAACAAGCCUACAACAGAGCCUACGAGAAGGAUCUGACGAAAGACUUGAAGAAGGAGCUUAGUGGAGACUUCGAAGAUGUGAUCGUAGCCCUGAUGACGCCCGAAGCCGACUACCUGGCUCAGGAACUGCACGACGCCUGCAAGCACAAGAACGGGAGGGUCAUGGUGGAGAUCCUCUUUACUGCCGACAACUUCCUCAUUAAGUCAAUAAAGUCGGCGUACGAGCGUCUCUUCAGCACCAGCCUGGAAGAGUCCUUGACGAAGGCCACCUCGGAGACCUUCCAGGCCCUGAUGCAGCGGGUGGUAGAAGCCAAGAGGAGCGACACUGUCAACGAGGACUUCGGCCGCGUCAUCGCCAAUGAACUCUACAACGACGGAAAAGGUCUAGUUGAGAAAAAGUUGCUCAAGGCCCUCUGCUUGUACUCCUACAAAGAAUUUCGCAGCAUCUUAGUAGAGUAUUACAAGCUGGCGGGUCGAACUCUGGGAGACACCUUCGACUGCGAGUACAAGGGCAGCACCAAGACUAACAUGAGAGCUGUGUUUGACUGCCUGGAGAACCGGUACGUGUUCUUCGCAGAGUCUCUGCACAAGGCAAUGGCCGGGCCGGGCACAAAGGACCAGGACCUCAUCCGCCUGGUAGUCUCUCGCUGCGAGGUAGACUUGGGCAACAUCAAAACAGAAUAUCAUAACCUGUACGACAAGCUUCUGGAGAACGACAUCAAGGCCGACACUUCUGGGGACUACAGGAAGGUUCUCCUGGCUCUCAUCGGAGAGUAAAUGACCACACCGCCAGAUGGCAGCACUCGACCAGAAACAUGACAAGAAUAACCCUUAAUUAUAUAUAUAUAUGUAUACAUGUUAUAUUUUAGCCAGUUAAUAGUUUGGCACUAUGUAUAGCCUUCUAAUGUUUAUAAGCAUGCACUCAUUUGUAUUGGAAACAAUAAACAAAUUAAUAUGA
Procambarus clarkii (red swamp crayfish) is the source of this 1261-nucleotide messenger RNA. Its product is annotated as annexin B9. Gene Ontology annotation, molecular function: calcium ion binding; calcium-dependent phospholipid binding. Gene Ontology annotation, cellular component: cytoplasm. NCBI's taxonomy places the organism in Eukaryota, Metazoa, Arthropoda, Malacostraca, Decapoda, Cambaridae. The record is from RefSeq and is a predicted model, not a curated record.